Panicum virgatum (switchgrass) is the source of this 777-nucleotide messenger RNA. RefSeq names its product proline-rich protein 36-like. Bases 1 to 777 code for a protein of 258 amino acids. The record is from RefSeq and is a predicted model, not a curated record. The transcript has a single exon. Lineage: Eukaryota; Viridiplantae; Streptophyta; Magnoliopsida; Poales; Poaceae.
AUGGCCGCCGGGGAGGAGGAUGGCUGGCGCGGGGAGGCGCCGAGGCCGCCGUCAAGCAUUGCCCUUGCCACCGCCGUCCAGGGCCGCCCCGAGCGCCGUCGCCGCUGUCCCAAGCUGCCGGCGAGCGCGGCCCCCACCCUCGCCGUCCCGAGCCGCUGUCGCGCACCACCCCCGCUGUCUUGGGCCGCCAGCGAGCGCCGCCCCGCCCUGUCCCGCGCCACCUGCUCAGCACCACCGCCGGCGGUCCCGCGCACCACCCUAGCUCCCGCCAAGAGCUCCGCGCGCGCCCCCACCGCUUGCUCUGCGCCUCGCGCGGUGGAUCCGCUUCGCUCCCGCUCCAGCUCGCAACUUGCUACUCGAGGAACGAGGCCGGCGGAGCUCGACGAGGGCGAGCCGCCGUCGCCUCCGCACCGCCCGCGGCGCUCCGGCCGGCCGCCCGUGCGCGCACCUCUGCGCCCUGCCUCGCCACCGCUUGGCCUGCCGCGCGCUCCGCCUGCCGUCGCGCUUGGCUACCGCGUCCUCCGCCCGUCAUCGCGCUUGGCCCGCCGAGGCCGCUCCUCUCCGCCGGCCGCCAUGGCGCGCGCGCAAGCCGCCGAGCCGCAAGGAGGGUCUGCCGUCCGUGCCGGCCGCCCGCUCGCCCGUCGCCGUGGAGCCUCGCUGCCCGGCGCCGGGAGGGGAGCGGAGCCGCCGGGGGGCAGGGGCGGCGCCGCUGGAGGACGGCCGCAGGCCGGAACAGGGGAGGGCGGGUGGGAGGGAGAGAGAGGAGGCUGGGAGUGA